GUCGAUAUGGUCGUUAAAACCUCAAAACACAACCUUCUGCAUGAACGCAACGUGAGUGUUGACUUCAAUUUGUAAAGACCCAAGUAUUUAAUAUUUUUCAUUUUGUGCGAUUAUUUUUUAAUUAAAAGAAAAAGUAUAAAUAAAGCGGGCAGAUAUGGUGAUUCAGGACUUGAUAAAAACAAUAGGGGAUGAAGACGAUGUGCCAGACUUUUCUGAUAAAUCAGAAGACGAGGAGGAAGAGAACUUUCAACCAAAAAAGAAGAAAAUUAAAAAGUCAAAAGAUUUUGAUGAUAAAUUUACGUUUGUCAGUUCAGUAGCUGAUUACAACAAAGAUACAUGGAAUGAUUUGUCUAAGUAUAUUAAGAAAGGUGUGUCAACCAAAACCGAUGACAAAAUAAAACGAGAAAGAAAUAAACUUAUUAAAGAGGAGAAGAAUGGCAAUCAAAUUGAUGAAGGCUGUGAUGAAGAUGGUGAAUUGGGCAGUGAUGCUGAACACGAUGAAGAAGUAAAAACUGACAGUGAUUUAUCAGAUGAUGAACUACAGAAAGAUAAUAUACGUCUCAAGGAGAAGCUUGUUGGUAAGAAGAAGCGGAAGAAGCUUAAAUCGCUUGGGUUGGAUGAUGAACCCAAAGAAAUCGAGUUUGAGGAAAGAAAUUUCGAAGAAGCCGUUAAUUUUUAUGAAAUGAACUUGUCGAGACCACUUCUGAAGGCACUGGCAGCAGUUGGAUUUGUCCAACCAACACCUAUUCAAUCAGCAACGAUUCCACCUGCUCUUGAAGGGAGGGAUAUUUGUGCCUGUGCGCCUACCGGUACAGGAAAAACAGCUGCUUACAUGCUGCCGACUCUUGAGAGGCUUAUUUACCGACCGAGCACUACUUCUUCAGUCACAAGGGUGUUAGUUCUUGUUCCGACAAGAGAACUUGGAGUCCAGGUUUAUCAGGUUACAAGGCAGUUGUGCCAGUUUACAAGAAUAGAUGUAGGCCUUUCUGUAGGAGGUCUUGACUUAAAAGUACAGGAAUCAACACUUAGAAAAAGUCCUGAUAUUGUAAUUGCAACGCCUGGAAGAUUAAUAGAUCAUUUAAAAAAUACACCUUCGUUUUCGUUAGAUAAUGUGGAAGUCCUUAUAUUGGAUGAAGCCGAUCGGAUGUUGGAUGAAUAUUUCCAAGAACAAAUGACAGAAAUUAUAAAGGAAUGUGCUAGGACUAGACAGACACUGCUUUUUUCUGCGACAAUGACAGAAGAAGUGUCUGCACUUGCUGCUGUCUCUCUUACGAAGCCAGUCAAAGUGUUUGUCAAUGAUAAUCGCACUGUAGCUGAGAAUUUGCGUCAGGAGUUUAUAAAGAUAAGAAAAGAUAGAGAAGGAGACAGAGAAGUCAUCCUUGCUUCAUUGAUGUGCAGAACAUUUAGAGAUCAUGCCAUGGUAUUUGUACAAACAAAAAAACAAGCUCACAGACUGUACAUCUUGUUGGGUCUGCUUGGUUUAAAAGCUGGUGAAUUGCACGGUGACAUGACGCAAGCUCAAAGGUUAGAAGCUUUGAGAAAAUUCAGGGAGGAAGAAGUAGACGUUCUUGUAGCCACUGAUGUCGCCGCAAGAGGUCUUGAUAUAAGAGGAGUCAAAACCGUUGUCAAUUUUAUACUCCCGGCGACAAUGGAACAGUAUAUUCACAGAGUCGGAAGAACAGCAAGAGCCGGAAAGUCUGGCGUUUCUGUCAGCCUUGCUGGAGAAAGAGAAAGGCCUCUUGUUAAAGAAAUAGUCAAAUCCGUUCGCCACCCUGUCAGGGCUAGAACGAUACCAACAGAAAUCAUAUCUAAAUUUAAGAAGAAAGUAAAUGCCUUGGAGGAAAGGAUAAAUACAAUUUUGCAGGAAGAAUGGGAGGAAAAGGCUUUGAGGAAGGCUGAAUUGCAGAUGGCUAAAACGGAAAAGAUCCUUAGCCAAGAUGACAGUGAAAAAAGGAUGUGGUUUCAAACCGGAAAAGAACGAAGAGAGGAGAAAGAGAGGCUGAGGCUCGAAGAGAUACCAAAGUUCCAGAAAGGAAAGCCGAAGAACAAAGAAGUUGAGAAGGUAAAGAAAGGUAGGGCUCAGAGGAGGAAAAAGAAGGGUGAAACUACCUCAGAAGAAAGGGUCGAAAGGGAGAUGCAAAAGUUGGCUCUUUACCAAGCAAGGCUUGCUAAGCGCAAUAGAAAACCCAAGAAGAUGAACACCAUUUAUGACAAGCCUGAAGUGAAAAGAGCCAAAAUUAAUAAAACUAAGAAAUCAGUAUUUGAUUCUGAUCUUACUGAUGUAAGUAAAAAGGGAGUUAAGAAACUAAGAUAUGAAACAACGAAGCAUCAAAAAGAGCUCAAAUACGGAAAAAAAGAUGAAAAAGGUCCCAAAAAUAAAGGUAAAGGCACAAAUAACAUGAGAAAUAAAGGAAGGAAGAAAUAACUUGUAAAUAUUAUAUAUGUAUAUAUUAAAUAUAACUUGUUUUUAA
This is a messenger RNA of Cimex lectularius (bed bug), 2471 nucleotides long. It is a transcript of the gene Rs1, whose product is annotated as probable ATP-dependent RNA helicase DDX27. The transcript has 15 exons. Lineage: Eukaryota; Metazoa; Arthropoda; Insecta; Hemiptera; Cimicidae. The record is from RefSeq and is a predicted model, not a curated record. Gene Ontology annotation, molecular function: ATP binding; RNA helicase activity; nucleic acid binding. The coding region runs from base 155 to 2425 and encodes 756 amino acids.